AUGAAUCUCCUCCACCCCAACUCGCUCGCGCUCGACGUCGCGAGCCUGCAGGGCUUCGAGCCGACGCUGCAUGAGUACGACGCGCUGCUCAAGGCGCUCGGGGCGGGGGCCUGGUUCCGUGACUUUGAUCGCAGGCUCGCAGCACAAAUUCGCCACGGCUGA
Messenger RNA from Lasiosphaeria miniovina, 162 nucleotides. RefSeq lists its product as uncharacterized. The record is from RefSeq and is a predicted model, not a curated record. The transcript has 2 exons. Bases 1 to 162 code for a protein of 53 amino acids. Lineage: Eukaryota; Fungi; Ascomycota; Sordariomycetes; Sordariales; Lasiosphaeriaceae.